AUGGUAACUGAUAAUGGAAGGUCAUAUAAUUCUCAAUGGGUGAGUUUCCCUAACCCCAAACCUGGAAAAAAACCCAGGGGCCCUGGAACUGUGGUCCUGAAACUGCAGCUAACACGAGUUUCCAACUAAACCUCAGUCUGAUCCAAAGAUUUAUUGACCCUCUUUGUGAGGAACCGGACCCACAAGAACCUCCAGAACCUGCCCUGGUACCUGCAAGACCCAUUCAAGGACCCCUGGAAACUUCAAGGACCUCUCAAGCACCAGUUUAUUUCUGCUGAUAGACCCUGGAAACGAUUCAAGGUGUCCUGAAAACUGUUGUUAGUGUGUGUGUGUGUGUGUGUGAGGAUGAGGAAUGUAGUGUUCGUAUCACACACACACACACACACAUUCACACACACACACACACACGUUUUUGUGAUCAGCGACCUCUUUCUCUCUAAUGAGGUGAUGGAUGAGCUAUUCUUACUGUGUGUGUGUGUGUGUGUGUGUGUGUGUGUGUGUGUGUGUGUGUGUGUGUUUUAUGUGCCCGGUUGAUGACGUAGGAGGAUGAAUAGGGGGCGGGGCUUUGUCUGACUGGGACAAAGACGGCGGGGGGUCAUUAAACACACACACACACACACACACACACACACACACCUAUCCUGUAGACGAUGUGAGCCCCUGUAGCCCCGCCCCUUUCCACAGGAAAUACUUGCCAAGAACGACCCAGUCGCCGCGGUGACAGUUUACGAGGAGGCGGGACGAGUGAGGUCAGAGUUCAUUAGGUCUGAGAGAGAGAGAGAGAGGAGUCAUGUUUUUAGAUUAGACGGGAUACUGCGCUCUGAUUGGCUGAGAGAUGAUGAUGAUGUCAGAGAUAAAGGUGAGCAGACCCCCUACCUGAUGGUAACCACGGCAACAGGUCAGCUGCUUCAGGCUGCCGGACUCAUGCUUUCUCAAGGAUUCAAGGCACCGAUAUGUCAGAGCAUCCUGAUCGACCUGGAGUUUCUAAGAGGAUUUCAAGAACUUUCCAGGGAUCCUUGGAAGGUAAACUGUGACUGCUGUGAAGAUCUGGUAUCACUUAAGGACCUCCUCAAGGAUUCAAGGCACCUAUUCAGCUCUUUGUGGAUUCUGUUUAAGGAUUCAAGGACACCUGAAACUUCCUCAAGAAUCCUGAUUCAAGGACUUCAGUGGAUUCCAGGACGACUGAACCUUUCAAGGAUCAUUCAGGCCUCCUAAAUGACUUCUUCAAAAACUCCUGGAACACCUUUGUGCUUUUUCAAGGAUAUCAGGACCUUCUUUCAUAGAUCAUUGGAUGCAUUUGUAAUUCCAGGAUCUAUUUCAAGGACAGUAGCAGACCUUCAAUCGAUUAUUUUUGGUCCUCUGUUUCCUGGAACCUUUUCAAGGACUAGCAUAACCUGAUACAUAUGCCCCAAAACAUUAUCAAGGACUUUUGAUAGGACUCCUCAAGGACCUCUAAAGCCCCAUGCCUGGUGUCCAGACUUUUCAAGGACUACAUGAACAUCCUGGACCUCCUCAGCCUUCAAAAGCCUACCCUGACCCUAGCCUGGAACUCUUUCAAGGUAUUGAAGGAGAUAUCCAAGGACUUUAUCAGGCUCAGCCUGGAGGACCAUGUGAGCCACAAUCCUCCUGAAACCACCUCAAGGUGUCCUGGAAGGUCCUGA
Messenger RNA from Xyrichtys novacula (pearly razorfish), 1661 nucleotides. The record is from the annotation of a GenBank genome assembly. Lineage: Eukaryota; Metazoa; Chordata; Actinopteri; Labriformes; Labridae.